GCCCAUCCCACAACCCCACACAAUCCUCAACCAGAGAGCCAUCUUCCUGGGUAUCAAAAUGGCCUCUUCGACCUCCCUUACUCUCUUCUUCUUCCCUUUCCUCCUCCUCACCCUCUCCCACGCCGCCACCUUCGACGUCGUCAACCAAUGUUCCUACACCGUGUGGGCUGCAUGGGCAGACACCGGCAACAACGGCGGCGGCCAGAAGCUCGGCAAGGGCCAGACCUGGACGGUCACCGUCAAUCCCGGCACCCCCCGUGCCCGCAUCUGGGCCCGUACCGGCUGCUCCUUCGAUGCCAACGGCAACGGGAAGUGCCAGACCGGCGACUGCGGCAAGCUCGCCUGCACCUCCUACGGCUCCCCGCCCAACACCCUCGCGGAAUUCGCCCUCAACCAGAACUCCCCACCUUACUACACCAACCGCGACUUCAACGACAUCUCCCUCGUUCAGGGUUUCAACGUGCCCAUGGACUUCCGCUCCACCUCGUCGAGCUGCAGCAUGGAUAUCCAAUGCACCGCCGACGUCGUUGGGAAGUGCCCCAGCAAGCUCAAAGUAACCGGCGGCUGCGAUGACCCAUGCACCAUCUUCAAGACUGCUCAGUACUGCUGCCCUUCCGGCUCCAGCUGCGAGCCAACCACCUAUUCCAAGUUCUUUAAGAGCCUGUGCCCGAAUGCGUAUAGCUACCCGGAUGAUUAUAACAACACCCAAUUCUCCUGCCCCGGUGGGACCAACUAUAAGGUCACCUUCUGCCCUUGAGGCUUUGAGAGCUUGGUGAUCCAUGCAUGCAUGACGCUGUUUGGAGUAUGUGAUAGCUUUGGAAUAAGGUGGUUGUAACCAGAUUUACAGCCCAUUUCACAGGCCUGUAAUGCAGCAGUAAUAGAGUAAUAAAAACGUUGCAUAAUUGUUUGCUGUUAGUAAA
Phoenix dactylifera (date palm) is the source of this 920-nucleotide messenger RNA. NCBI's taxonomy places the organism in Eukaryota, Viridiplantae, Streptophyta, Magnoliopsida, Arecales, Arecaceae. The record is from RefSeq and is a predicted model, not a curated record.